Cylicocyclus nassatus is the source of this 1488-nucleotide messenger RNA. The record is from the annotation of a GenBank genome assembly. Lineage: Eukaryota; Metazoa; Nematoda; Chromadorea; Rhabditida; Strongylidae.
AUGCAGCAGUCUUCGUCGUCGCUGUCGCGCACAGUUAGCCCAGACGCGCAAUCCCUUGACGCAGCAGCAUCAGCGCCUACUACAUCGCGCGCGAGAUCACAAGGCCCCGCUUCAGUAGGCGAAGCUAUUAAGAAACUGGCAGGCAUAGAAGCGAGACGCCGCGUUGCGCAUAUGAGUAACGAGCUGGAAUGCAGGCAGAUACUUGCAGCGAUUGAGCGACAGCAGCAGCGUUUACGCGCGCGCAUCGCUAGUAAUGACCCAGACGCGCCUCUUUUGCCUAACCCAGCACCUGAUAGGAUGGCGCCUACACUAUCGCUUCUGCAGGACUCUACAGACGCGCUGCCGCUACGGUCGGGCACGCCGCUAGCGCCAGUACAGCAGGAAGUUCAGCAGGCCGCGCUUUUAACACCUGAGCAGCAAUAUCAGGCCGCGCAAGUAGUAUUUCACACGCGCCAGCUAACGGAUGUGCUAGACAGCGCUAAUAACGUUUUUAUGAACGCGCAAGUUUUACUGCUGCGCAAGGACAAGAUGAACCUGAGGUAUGUCGCGCUGAUGGGCCAUAUACACAUCGUGCAGCACAUCAGCACUGGAAUCGCAGUCCAUCGCGAUCUUAUCCUGGAGUAUUUACUGCCACCUCUGUUCGCGCGCUCGCAAGUCUUUUUAGAUGCUUUGGCCGCGCUAGGAUGUACCGAAACCAUUAUCACGGAGAAGACCAUGGCCGCGUCAGCAGCGAUAGCUCAUGCCACCCCCUUGACGCGCACAUUGGAAGCCCUUCAGAUGAACUGUGUCAUCUCGCGCCGAGGAUUGAGUUUUACAGAGCAAGAUCAAGAGUACCGCAGACUUGCCGCGCCGGCCGAUCCUGGGCCACCACCCUUGCAGCCGCGCACCUAUACUCAAGCUCUGCGGAUGUGGCAAGAGAGUUAUGAUGAGAUGCUCCACAGUUCUCUGACUCACGAAUUCCUUGAUAUGAUCGAGCGAGAAGGUCUUACGGUACAGUCCGAUGAAGAGCAACCACAAGAGAGCCCAGAGAGUGAGCAGUUCUCGACUAUAACUGUUUCUUCAGUCGCGCGAGACAUCAGCGCUAUAUCGUUACCCGAAAUUAGGAAUUUGGAGAAAGAAGAAGUCCUACCGGAAGAUCAAGGACAGACAGUGUCGCUUCAGCCGCCGGACGCGCAACAGGAAGAACCAUCGCAGGCAUACCCGACGCGCCAAUCAGCCCCACAAGAAGAACAGCAGCACCCAGGCCCUUCGAUUCCACCGGAACACCGCCUUGAGCACAUUCUCGACGCCGUGCUGGAGGCUGGGCAGGAGCCCAAUCAGCCAGUGCAGCAAGCCGCGCAGCCAGUGAGGUUCGAAGGAAGAUUUAGGCGCGAGCACCGGCCGUGCAUUUUUUUGCGAAGGGACGCGACACUUCAGCGCGGAGUGCAACGUGGUCAAGGACAUGAUGGAGAGAGUGCGUAUCGCGCAGCAGAAAGGGAUCUGUCCUAA